AUGUGGAAGGAAAACAUCACCAAUAUUACUGAGUUCAUCCUGGUGGCCUUCCCUACUGCCCCUUGAGUGCAGGUUUUGCUCUUUUUCCUCUUCCUUGUUGCCUAUCUAUUUGUACUGUUGGAGAAUUUGGUCAUCAUCCUCACUGUAUGGGUCACUGGGUCCCUGUACAAGCCCAUGUACUAUUUUCUGGAGGCCUGGUAUAUAACUGUCACAGUCCCCAAGAUGCUGGCUGGAUUUCUACUUCACCGUAAUACUAUCUCCUUCCUGGGUUGCAUGAUCCAGCUCUAUUUCUUCAUCUCACUUGCCUGUACUGAGUGUGUGCUUUUGGCUGCCAUGGCUUAUGACCGUUAUGUGGCCAUAUGCUGGCCUCUUCGUUAUCCAGUCAUGAUGACCACAGGGUUUUGUGUUCAGCUGACCAUCACUUCCUGGGUGAGUGGCUUCACCAUCUCCAUGGCAAAGGUAUACUUCAUAUCCCAAGUUGUCUUCUGUGGCAACAAUAUUGUGAACCAUUUUUUCUGUGAUGUGUCUCCCAUCCUCAAACUGGCCUGCAUGGAUUUUUCUAUGGCUGAGAUGGUAGACUUUGCACUAGCCAUUAUCAUCCUUGUGUUUCCUUUCUCAGCCACUGUCCUCUCCUAUGUUUUCAUUGUGUCUACCAUCUUGCAUAUACCCUCAGAUAGUGGGCAACGGAAGGCUUUCUCCACUUGUGCCUCUCACCUCACUGUGGUGGUCAUCUUCUACACAGCUGUAAUCUUCAUGCAUGUCUGACCUCGAGCCAUUGCCUCAUUCAACUCCAACAAACUGAUCUCAGCCAUAUAUGCAGUCUUUACCCCCAUGCUCAACCCUAUUAUCUAUUGCCUAAGGAACAAGGAAGUCAAGGAUGCCAUCAGAAAGACCAUGACAAGUGGCCAGUCUAUUUUCUUGAGAGAUUCUCUUUGCUAA
Orycteropus afer afer is the source of this 939-nucleotide messenger RNA. Its product is annotated as olfactory receptor 6-like. Gene Ontology annotation, cellular component: membrane. The transcript has a single exon. Gene Ontology annotation, molecular function: olfactory receptor activity; G protein-coupled receptor activity. Lineage: Eukaryota; Metazoa; Chordata; Mammalia; Tubulidentata; Orycteropodidae. Gene Ontology annotation, biological process: G protein-coupled receptor signaling pathway. The record is from RefSeq and is a predicted model, not a curated record.